CGCGGCGUCGGCGGGGAAAUGGCUGCCGCGGGCCUGGUGGCGGUAGCUGCUGCAGCGGAGAGCUGUGGUUCAGCGGCGCCGGGGGCCCCACCGUCCACGCUGAGCUGCGGCUCGAGCUCUGGGGCCGCGCCUGGUCCCUCCCCCGGAUCCUGGAGCCGCUCCCUGGACCGAGCGCUGGAGGAGGCGGCGCUCACCGGGGUGCUGAGCCUCAGCGGCCGGAAACUGAGGGAGUUUCCUCGGGCGGCUGCCAGUCGCGACCUGACGGACACGGUCCGCGCGGACUUGUCACGAAAUCGCUUGUCAGAAGUUCCCAUAGAAGCUUGUCACUUCGUUUCUCUUGAGAGUCUAAACUUGUACCAGAAUUGCAUUCGGUAUAUACCAGAAGCGAUUCUAAACCUGCAGGCCCUGACAUUCUUAAACAUCAGUCGGAACCAGCUGUCAACACUGCCAGCACAUUUGUGUGACUUGCCGUUGAAAGUCUUGAUUGCUAGUAAUAACAAAUUGGUCUCCCUUCCAGAAGAAAUUGGACAUCUCAGACAUUUAACGGAGCUUGAUGUGAGCUGCAACGAGAUCCAAACAGUGCCUCCCCAGAUUGGGGACUUAGAGGCCCUGAGAGACAUCAACAUGAGGAGAAAUCACUUAGUGCGACUGCCGGAAGAGCUGGCUGAGUUGCCUUUGUUACGGCUGGACUUCUCCUGCAAUAAAAUCACAGCCAUCCCUGUUUGUUACCGGAACCUGAGACACCUGCAGAUGAUUGCUCUGGAGAACAAUCCGUUGCAGUCACCUCCUGCUCAGAUAUGUAUAAAAGGCAAGAUCCACAUAUUUAAAUACCUGAACAUGCAAGCUUGUAAGAUCACGCCAGAUCUGCCAGACUGUGAGAGGAGGCCCCUGGGUUUUGGUUCCUGCCACGAAGAAUUGUAUUCAGGUCGCCCUUAUGGAGCCCUUGAUUCCGGUUUCAACAGUGUGGACAGCGGUGAUAAAAGGUGGUCAGGCAAUGAACCUACAGAUGAGUUUUCAGAUCUGCCUCUGCGAGUAGCAGAAAUUACUAAGGAGCAGAGACUACGGAGAGAAAGCCAGUACCUGGAGGCUCGCGGCAGCCUGGUGGUCACAAAUGGAGGAGGUGAACAUGAUCUGGAUCAGACUGACUACAUUGACAGCUGUGCUGCGGAGGAGGAAGAUGAGGAGGAGGAUGAGAAACGGCCUAAGAGUCUGGACACAGACAGCCUCAGCUCACAGUUCAUGGCGUACAUUGAGCAAAGGCGGAUCUCCCACGAGAGCUCCUCGGUGAAGUCAGUGGGCACCAGGGAGCGCCGUAAACCAGAAGACGUGAGAAAACACCCACAUCCAGACAGAUUUCCAGUUGAAUCAUCGUCUUCUUUGUCACUAAUACCAAGUCACUAUCAGCAGAAGGCGUCACAAAGUCCACAGAAGCAGCAGUGCGCCCUAGGUGGUGAGAAAGAUGACAGAUCUUACUCUGUAUCAAGUUCACCUACCACAGAAACAGUCCAUCACUCUCCUGCAUAUUCUUCUCCUGCUACUACCCAGAGGCACCAGCCCCAACGCCCGGAAAGCUUCCUUUUCCGAACAACUGUCAGGAAAGAAACAAGCAGAGGCCAUGCUUCACCCCUUUCACCAGCUGUCCUUGCAACUGAUUCUACGGAACCCUUACUAAGGCAGAAUCCAAAGCAGAGAGAGGAAGAGCUGGAAUUAAUAGACCUGCUACGCAAGCAUAUUGAAUAUCGGUUGAAAGUCUCUCUGCCUAAUGAUCUUGGAGCAGCCCUGACUGAUGGCGUCGUUCUUUGCCAUUUGGCAAAUCACGUGAGGCCUCGUUCUGUUCCGAGCAUUCACGUCCCCUCGCCCGCUGUUCCUAAAUUAACAAUCGCAAAAUGUAGGCGAAAUGUAGAGAAUUUCCUGGAAGCUUGUAGGAAAAUUGGUGUACCUCAGGAGCAGUUGUGUCUGCCUCAGCACAUUUUAGAAGAGAGAGGUCUGAGCCAGGUCGCGGCCACGGUCCACGCUCUCCUGGAGCUCGCCCCACCCAAGCCGCAGUCGCAGCUGCAACUACCUGCUGUCUAAGGACCUCGACCCCGACCAUGAGCCGGGCCAGACAAGGAGCAGGACAGCGUGGUGGCCGCCCCCAGCCGUGGCCGCACAGAGCCGUGCAGGGUCCUGAGAGGGAGCUCUGCCUCCUCUCUCCAUUGUAGGGGAAGCUGUAUCUGUUCCCUCUGACCUGUUGAGGAUAUGCUUGUUGGUCACAGAUGAAGCUCAGUUCUGCCGUCACCGAGAACGGCGCUUGCACUCGCUUACCUUUGCCUGUCCACGACCUAAACUUGGAAGUUCCUUGGAAUCUCCUUGCCCAUCUGUCCACACGGACCACAUUGCUGGGAAGAUGCAGAAGCAGGUUCUCAUGCCAGGCGGGGUGUCUGUUUUCCAGUCACACCUCAGUGGAGCUGUUAAUGCAUGACUACGUGGCUACUUUGUCUAAGCAAAAUAAAGGUGAUGUGUCAGGCCUGCAUUUUCCAGAGAGAAGCAGAUACGAGUCUCAAGCAGUAUCCUGGGCUCCCGGCCACUCCCCACAGCUCCGGCCUACCAGCUUUCCUGCAGUCCGGCCCUGCCACAUCCUGACGAAGAGCCAGGCCGUGGGCGAGCGGCCGGCACCACUUGAUGGGGGCCUCUCCCCUCAUGCCACUCUGGGAGGCCCAGGCCUGCAGGUGCUCCCUCCGGUCACCGCAGACCCAGAAAAUUGAUGAGAAAGGGAUAAAGGAGAAACCCAGCCACUCCCGUUGCUGCGCGGCCACCGCCGGUUCCCACAGGCCGUAUGGGAGCAUGUGGGGCAGCUCAGAAAGGGCUCGGUGGCCUCUGUCCCAGCUUCGCCACCAGCACCUCUCGCAGGAGGCGCCCUGCGCGGGGAGGGCGCGCAGACACAGACCCAGGAGGCCCUGGGGUUCCUCUCGGUCGUCAGCGAUGUCUGUGAGGAGACCAGCCGCCAGGCUUUGCUGUUGCUCACGGGUCCCGGCCUGUUGUGUGCAUGUAAGCAUGGUGUUUCCUGUGUUCGGGUCCGUGCGGCACCUGAAAGUGGUGGCUGGCUGCUCAGGACAGUGCUUUCUCCUUGCUUUCUGAGGGAAGUAAGCUCAGAGCACCCCCACCCUGUCCCGAUGUCGGUUCAUGCAGACACCAGCUCAGGCUCUCCUGAAUCAGAAACCGUGUCUUUUUUUUCAAUGCCGUGCUGAGGAGCACUCCCCCUGCCCAGUUUCUGCUCUUUGUUGUCAGGAACAAAGCAGGAAGACACCCCAAAGCUCCUCUCUUUUCUGUGGCUCUGCCUGUGCUCUUUAUGGUCCUCUCAGGUGAUGCCAAGGACCCACGAGGCCUCGCGGGCGGGGGAGCCCGACCCCGUCCCCCACCAGGCAUCUCCCGGCCGUAGAGAGCCUUCCAGGCUGGUAGCCACACCCGCACCCGCACCCGCUGUGUCUGCUAGUCACCCCUUGUGUGUGUCUCUACACAAGAGGUGUUUGGUCAAAAAUAGGCCUCAGGACUAUCCAGAUCGCAGAGGGCCACGGGAAGUGACACUGUUUGAGAGCCGGUGAGCACACGUGGAGCUUGGAAGAGAAGGGGGAGGUGAGGACAGCGCCAGCUUACUGAGUGCUGCUAACAGCGGAAACUUCACUGCAGUUUACACACAGCGUGAAACGGUAUUAGUAGGUUUUUAUCAAGCUGAUUGAAGUUUGAUCACUGUUCAUCUGUUAGAAGAAAUAUGUGCAAUUUCGGUUAAUGGUGAAAAACGUAUCAAAUCUAUUGAGUUUGUCUUUGUCGAGAUGCAGAAUCCAUGAUACUUGUCCUCAGCGUUCUGUAUGUGCCUUGGGAUAGAUCGGAAAGGAAUCUUCAGUCAGCCCUAGAGCUAAACGCAGGCAGAAUGAGAGCGGCUAGGGGCUACACCUGGCUGCGGCUCAGCUCUGCCGAAGCCCAGGGACGAGUCCCCACACCCAGCAGGGCUCUGCCGGCUGAGGAGACUUUUAGGCCGCAGACUCCAAACCGAUUCUCUCCUGUAGUAAGUGGGUUGGAAAUGGGUGUGGGAGGAGGGGAGGACUGGGGCUGAGCACAGUUGUAACGGGGGCAGCGGGUCAUUCUCCCAGCAGCCGUGGAAAAGGCCUGACAGCUGAUGGAGGGUCAUUGCUCUCCCCGAACCCAGCGGUGACCGGGGUGUGUGGCUAUGGAGAGGCGUGUGGCGAGGUUUUAAAAGCUAAGACUGACGUGGCUGUGGGGUGGAGGAGGACGUGGAUACUGAGCAAUCUUCACCUGUGUAUUGCCGUGCGAGGGGCUAGCACAGAUCCCAUUCGUUUCUGAAAACAGUGUAAACAUGUAAGUAGGAAAAAUGCUUUGUAAAAGUGUCCUAUAUUUGUAUGUCUGUAAAUAUAACACACAAGUUCUAAAUAUAAAUAUGUCAGUAUCAUGUUAUUUUGAAUUGCCUUUAUACCACCUUACCUAUGGACAUGAACUAAAGCCUGCAGCAGCAUGAAAUAAAGACAGGCCUGAAAGGUCCGUG
Messenger RNA from Erinaceus europaeus (western European hedgehog), 4537 nucleotides. RefSeq names its product leucine rich repeats and calponin homology domain containing 3 (gene LRCH3). Gene Ontology annotation, molecular function: protein binding. Bases 19 to 2073 code for a protein of 684 amino acids. The record is from RefSeq and is a predicted model, not a curated record. The transcript has 18 exons. Lineage: Eukaryota; Metazoa; Chordata; Mammalia; Eulipotyphla; Erinaceidae.